Molecule: messenger RNA, 947 nt
Organism: Dimorphilus gyrociliatus
Lineage: Eukaryota; Metazoa; Annelida; Polychaeta; Dinophilidae
Source: the annotation of a GenBank genome assembly
AGUUAAUGUCGUCUGCUACAACGAAUAACGUGAGGAAAAUUCGUUUAUUAAUAUUGUUUUAAAAUAAGACUUGUGGUUCAAAGAAUAUUUUUUUUAGAAACAUUAUGUCUUCUGGAAGACGUCCUGAGCAUCAGGCUCCACCUGAGGUGUUCUAUAAUGAUGACGAAGCGCGAAAGUAUACGAAAAAUACACGUAUUAUGGAAAUUCAGGAACAGCUCUCCUAUAGGGCUAUGGAAUUAUUGAGACUGCCUGAAGAUGAUCCAUGCUAUAUUUUAGACGUUGGAUGCGGAUCUGGUUUAAGUGGGGAAUGCUUGAGUGAAAAUGGCCAUUUUUGGGUUGGUGUUGAUAUAAGCAAGAGCAUGCUUGAUGUUGCUGGUGAAAGGGAAGUCGAAGGAGAUUUAAUUUUGAAUGACAUUGGACAAGGCUUGCCUUUUAAACCAGCUUCUUUUGACGGUGUGAUUAGUAUAUCCGCAAUACAGUGGCUCUGUAAUGCUGAUAAAAGCCAUCAUAAUCCAGCUAGGCGAUUACUGAAAUUUUUCUCUACCUUAUAUGCAUGUUUAAGAAGAGGUGGUCGAGUUGCCAUGCAAUUUUAUCCAGAAAACAGCGAGCAAAUUCAACUAGUUACCACUCAAGCAAUGAAAGCAGGUUUUACCGGUGGUUUAGUCGUUGAUUAUCCAAAUUCUUCUAAAGCGAAAAAAAUGUUCCUCUGUUUAUUUGCUGGAGGUGCUCAACAAGAAUUACCAAAAGGACUUGGAACUGAAGAAAGUUCUGAAGCAUCUGCAGCAUUUGUAGCAGGAAGAGAAAGAACUAAAAAGCUACGUAACCAGAAGGUAUUGAAGAAAAGUAAGGAUUGGAUAAUUGCGAAGAAAGAGAGAAGACGUCGGCAAGGUAAAGAAGUUAGACCUGAUUCAAAGUAUACAGGACGAAAGAGAAAACCUAGGUUUUGA